Messenger RNA from Arabidopsis arenosa, 1052 nucleotides. The record is from the annotation of a GenBank genome assembly. Lineage: Eukaryota; Viridiplantae; Streptophyta; Magnoliopsida; Brassicales; Brassicaceae.
AAAAGAAAAACCUUCGCACCGGCAAAAGAAGCAACGUAUGGAGAAGAAUGAAACACGAUCGGCUAAGUUGUUGGAUCUUGAUGUUCUUGACUGUCCGAUUUGCUUCGAGCCACUCACUAUACCUACCUUUCAGUGUGAUGAUGGACAUCUAGUUUGCAAUUUUUGCUUUGCCAAAGUGAGUAGUAACAAGUGCCCUGGUCCUGGGUGUGAUUUACCCAUUGGUAACAAGCGAUGCUUCUCAAUGGAGAAGGUUCUUGAAUCAGCCUUUGUCCCAUGUCCAAAUGCUGAGUUUGGCUGCACAGAGAGUUUCUCUUAUGGGAAAGUGUCAAGUCAUGAAAAGGAAUGCAACUACUCUCAAUGCUCUUGCCCUAACCUCGAAUGCAAUUACACUGGCUCAUACAACAUCAUCUACGGUCACUUUAUGCGUAGCCAUCUUUACAAUAGUACGAUCUAUUCCUCUAUAUGGGGAUAUUCCUCUGUUGAUGUCCGGAUAAACAUCAACGAAAAGGUUUUUGUCCUCUGGGAAUCUCUUCAGAAACUAUUGUUUGUGGUUCAGUGUUUCAAGGAGCGACAUGGUGUUUAUGUUACUGUUAGACGCAUUGCACCAUCUGCUUCAGAAUUAAAGAAGUUCUCGUAUUGUCUGUCGUAUAGUAUCGAUGGACACAAUGUUACUUACGAAUCACCAGAAGUGAAGAGGCUUCUUGAAGUGAAUUCUCAAAUCCCUGAUGAGAGUUUCAUGUUUGUCCCUAUCUGUUUAUUGCGUGGUGAAAUGUUGGAGUUGAAGCUUGGCGUCAAAAAGUUGAAACAAAAGUAACUAAAUCUAGUUUGGUUUGGGGUUACGAGACGUUCUGUUUUUUGUUUUUGUUUGUUUUAGUUCUCUGUUUAAGAACCUUUGUACUUCUGUAGUACUCCACUCUUGAAUUUAUUGAUGUUGUUGUUUUGAGCUAUAAUCCAAAAGAUUCCUGGUUUGGUUCCGGUUCGGUUUUGUACGUUUGGAAAUCAUUUUGAGUAAUAUAUAGUAGGAUUUAUACUAAUAUAAUGUUCUUGUUGAU